AUGGCGGAGGGGGGUCCCGGGGAAGUGGAGGCUGCCUGUGUGCUCCUGCCCGCUGGGGGCCCCCCUGCCAUGGCCAUCGUGCAGACGCUGCCGCGGGAGGACAAGCGGCGGGAGAGGGAGGCUGAGCUGCGGCUCCUGCGCGACAGCCUGGACGAGAACGAGGUGGCCAUCUGCCAGCAGGAGAAGAAGCAGCUGCAGGAGGACUUCGCCCAGCUGCUGCAGGAGCGGGAGCUGCUGGAACGUCGCUGUGCCUCCUUCCAGCGCGAGCGCACAGAGCUGGCACCCCGGCUGGAGGAGACCAAGUGGGAGGUGUGCCAGAAGUCGGGGGAGAUCUCGCUGCUGAAGCAGCAGCUGAAGGAAGCGCAGGCGGAGCUGGCGCAGCGGGGUGCCGAGCUGCUGGGCCUGCGGGCUCAGCUGCGGGAGGCGCGGGCCCAGCUGCAGGAGGCCGCCCGCAUGAAGGCACUGGAGCUGGAGGUCUGCGCCAACGAACUGCAGCGCCGCAAGAGCGAGGCCGACCUCUUCCGCGCCAAAGCCGGCCGGCUUGAGCAGGAGGUGGCGGGGCUGCGGGAAGCCGUCCACGGGCGAUGCCCCCCACCCGGCGAGGGAUGUCGCCAACCCAGCGAGGAGCCCCGGAGCGGUGCGGGGCUGCGGCAGCAGCUGGAGCAGCUGCGGGCGGAGGUGGCCCUGGAGCGGCGGCGUGGGCAGGAGCAGCGGGACGCCUUCGAGCAGGAGCGUGGCACGUGGCAGGGCGAGAAGGAGCGGGUCAUCCGCUACCAGAAGCAGCUGCAGUACAGCUACAUCCAGAUGUACCGCCGCAACCGGAGGCUCGAGCAGCGGCUCCAGCAUCUCCGGCUCCAGGGCGAGGACCCCCUGCCUGAGCCCUGCGACCCCCCUGGACCUGACCCGCCCUUCGAGGAGAUCACGGCCACUGAGAUCUGA
This is a messenger RNA of Nipponia nippon (crested ibis), 939 nucleotides long. The record is from RefSeq and is a predicted model, not a curated record. Lineage: Eukaryota; Metazoa; Chordata; Aves; Pelecaniformes; Threskiornithidae.